AUGGAGAAAGGAAGAUUCUUCAAGGCUUGUCUGCGCAUGAUUCACUUUAAGAGCGCUAAGGAAUGGAAGCAAUUUAUGAACCCGAAAAUAGACGGGACGAGGAUAAAGAAAAUUCGAAAUGUUAGCGAAAAUGAUAUGAUUCAUAAACAUAGAAUCCUAAAGUACCCUUAUUUCAAAAUGAAAAAAAUUGGUAGAUACAGUAAGAUACAAAAAAAUCAUAGUUACAUGUUUAAUAGAGACAUUGAAAUUAUAUAUGAUUAUCGGUAUGCACCCAUUUUCAUCAAACUGAAAGAUAUCAUUUUGUUCAGUCUUAGAGGAAUUACCAUAAGAGAAAAAUGCACAGACGAUUUUUCUUUUGAAGUUUACGACUGUUUGCAAAAUAGAACUUUGGUUAAAAGGAAAAAUGAAGAGUUAGUAGCUGAAAAUCUGUUUAAGGAGAUUAUACAGAAGAUGCAACAAAAUAUUUGA
Plasmodium gonderi is the source of this 468-nucleotide messenger RNA. RefSeq lists its product as hypothetical. The transcript has 4 exons. The record is from RefSeq and is a predicted model, not a curated record. NCBI's taxonomy places the organism in Eukaryota, Apicomplexa, Aconoidasida, Haemosporida, Plasmodiidae. The coding region runs from base 1 to 468 and encodes 155 amino acids.